CCAACCCCCUGUGAUGCCAACCACUCCAUGGCUGGGCUGGACGGCGUGUCUGUCGAGGCGGUAUAAUCUAAAACCAAACCGGGCUAUUAUUAUGGAGCAGACGGGGUGUUGACGGAGAUGCGACGGUGCAUGAUAAAGGUUAUCAUUUCUUUUUCCUUCACAAGAUCAUCCCAUCAUGUGUGUCGUUUUGAUUUCUGAAGACAGUUGGUCUGCAACGGCGGGAUGAAGCAUGAUCGGCGAUAAACGCGCAGGGGAACACGAAGAGAGAAAUCUGAGUCAACAUAAUCCAUCUGGACAUCGGGGGGGAAGAUGAGGACCAUGAUGGCUUCGAUGAAAACAGCAUUAUUCGUUUUUCUACAAUGGGUGCUCCAGUACGCCAUGUGUCGCGACAUAACCCUUCCCAUCGGGACCCUCUACCGUGUUGCAGGGUUCCCCCUCUCCCUGCCCUGUGCUGUAUCAGGGUACGAAGGCCCACGCACGCAGCACUUUGAGUGGUUCCUGUACAGAGAUGAUGCUGCUGGGAGGCAGAUAGGAGUGGUGUCCACCAGGGACAAGGGCUUCCCUUAUGCCCCGUUCCAGCCCCGGGUGAGGAACGGGGAGGUGAGGGUGGAGAGGGACUCAGGAGACAAGGUCCGGCUGGUGAUCCAGAGGCUCCGGGCUGAAGACCAGGGGAUGUAUGAGUGCUACACGCCCAGCACGGACAGCACCUACCAGGGAAACUACAGCGGGAAAGUGACUGUAAAAGUGAUCCCUGACACACUCCAAAUCAGCUAUACCCGCUCCCUCACCAGCCAGCCCGUGCCAGAGGGAGCCGAAUUAACGCUGACAUGCUCUGCCGGCAUCCAAUCGGAGCAGCUCACCCAUCUGUCCAUCACGUUUGGGAAGCGUAGUGGCGGAGAGGGUAUGGGGAGCGGAGUGGGAGGGGAGGUCAGCACCGUUAGAGAGAUUAUCUCCAUUGACAAGCUGCUGGGGGUCGUCCCCGGACAUUUGUACAAGAAGCGGUACGAUAGCGGCGAGAUCACGCUGGAAAAGAGGAACGGGGAGGCCGGACAGGAUGUGUACGUGAUGAAAAUGAAAGCAGUGCAGCCAGACGACUCAGGCUCGUAUUUCUGUGAGGCUGCGCAGUGGAUUCUGGACCCUGAUCGAUCAUGGCAGAAGAUUGCACAGAGGACGCUGGAUAUUGGCAACUUGACUGUUCAACAACUAGCAGAGUCUCUGAGUAUUACAUCCUCACCCAGAGGGGAGGUGACCCUGCAGGUCGGUUCCCCUCUCAUCCUGACCUGUGAGGUGUUGGGGCUGCCAUCUGAAGUGAGCUCCGGCCUUCUGGUUCAGUGGAUGAAGAGGGGAUCAGUAAGCAGUGAUGUCGCUGGGAGCGGAGGAGUCGAGGUGGAGGUGGCCCGGUUGAGCCCAAACGGCAUUGUGAGCUGGGGGGACGACCUCAGCCGAGCCAGCGGCGGCUCUCUAGAGAAAGUGGCGGAGGGGAAGUACUCUCUGAAGCUGUUCUCAGCCCGGCCCUUAGACUCAGGGGUGUAUCGGUGUGUGGUGAGUGUGUACGCUGGAAGAAGUAACCCUGGCCCUUCAACUCCUGCAACAAUCACCCAGAGGUCAGAGGGAGUCACCGUGAACCUCAAGAGCAAAGAUGUGCUCGUUGCAGCUGUGGCUCAGCUCCCCCGGGGCCCUCUGUUAAAAAGAGGCAGCACCAUCACACUGAUCUGCAACGCCACCGUGACAACCACAGGUCCCGCCCAGGCCCAGGUGCAGUGGCUGCGGUGGCCAAUCCCUGAACGAGUUAUCAAGAAGGAUGAGAGCCCAGCAUCUGAUGUUGCUGUGACAGUUCCCCCUGUGGAGGAGAAGCCCACACUGGUAGCCGUCCUCAUGUACAAUGGUGUCGCAAAGACCUACACCAACGGAAGUGAGAUAAGCAUCGACCGCCUGUCAGCUGGCAGCUACAGACUGAGGGUUCACUCGGCUACAAUGGAUGAUCAGGGCAUGUAUGCCUGUCAUGCCCAGGCGUGGGGUCAGGACCCGCAUGGAGGCUGGUACAACACGGGGGCCAAAGCGGAGUCAAACACGGUGACAGUUUACCUCUACGCCAGAGCUGCUGACCUCCUCCUCAUCCCUUUGGUUGUUGGAGUCUCCUCCGCCUUGUUUGUGGGCAUUGUCAUCAUCGCAACAGUAACCUGUUGCUUCAUGAAGCGACUGGCAAGGCAGCGGGCUCAAAAAUAGGUGUCCACUCUCGACACAUGUCUGAAAUCUGAAUAUUCAUAAAGAGGCCCAAAUGAGGUGAUGCACAGAACACGAUGGAUGAGAAAUAACCUUUAGAUGAAAAUUAAGUGAAAAGUGACUGCCACCCUGUUAGAUGAUUUUCCGUGUUUUUGACCUACCUGUUUAACAAUCAAUGCCAAAAUUUUCUGUUUUAUAUUCUCUUGUAUUUUUUAUAUCCAGACCCUCUCUGAACAUAUUUUAGUGAUUGCUGCAGUACGCACCAGUAGGCGUAAUAAUCUUAAUUUUUAAAGCCACCAUCUAAUGACCCCUCUCCACUUCUCAGGUGGGCCAGGACUCACAAUUUUUUGGAGUCUUGUUUCCAUGUUAGCUAAACCCACCUUUUUAGCAAUCCUUUUGCCCCAGCUUAUUCUGUUUCAAAUGCAAAUGGGUAAAAAAUGCAUAAGAUACGCAAUAUUUUUGUGACAAGGUGAAAAGUAAAGAAGGUACUGCAGGUUUGUUUUGAGUCUCUCAGAUGUGAGCUGCUGUAUUGUUUCUACAGAGAAAGCCAAGAUCAUCUCCCCCUCAGAAAUCAUAGUUUGUUACGAGUAUGAAGGUACUAAAUGGUUCUCAGCCUGUCGGAUGUUUUGUAUGAUGCUGGAUGUGGAUCAUCCUCCAUUUAGAAAUGGCUCUAUUUUCACACAAAGAGUAUUCAGUGUUUUCACAAAUCGUUGAUACUGUUCCAGCUGUUGCUUCCCUCAAACUGCAUGUUUUUCUUUUUGUUCCAAAAACACGUCUAAAUGUCUGUGCAUGGUUAAGCCUCUAACACUGCCACACUGACAGUCACAUGAAUGCUGAUGGGAGCAGUUCAGCCUCCAGAAACUCAAUACGAGCAGGGACCUUCCACCGCCUGCAGCCCAGCUCCGCUCUGCAUGUAAACAAAGUCUCUGUCUGUUACUUAAUAAGGAAGACGGCUGGCUGGGGGCUUUCUGAUGCCAAGACCAAUUGUGUACCGUUUCUUAAAUACAAGCAUUCCUAGCCUGUGAUGCUUUUGCGCUGAAGUGAGUUUUCUAUACGGACUUGUAUAGAUUUGACAAAACAGAAAUGGAAGAAAUAUCCAUUAUGCACUGAGCUAAAAAUAUGUAAAUAUUGUACGGAGUUUAGCUGUUUUAUUUUUAUUAAUGUGAGUGAGACUAUGCUGUCUUUGGCAAAGCACCUGUGUUUAACAUUCUGCAGCAGUCUGUUCUGCUCUUUUGAAGCACUUGGACACAAAUGGGACUGGGACCAAAGCCCCUCUGUAUCCUUCUGUUACUUGAUUUUCUUCCAGCUGAAAAGUCACUUCUUUGCUGUACUUGAGUGAAUACUAUUGAGUGUUUUUUGUUUCUUUUCUGUGUGAUUAAUGCCUCCAUCGCUCUUGUGACUGAGACAGAAAAACAGUACUGUGAAAAAGAAUCCACUAUUUGUUACACAGUAACACAAAAACCACUGUUCACACUGUUUAGGUUACUUGUCCCCGAGGUGAAAAUCACAGAAGCAGCGCGGUCAUAUGACCUGAUAGUUAAGUGAAGUCUCACUAUCGCCGUCGUCAUCAUGUGGUUCAGGCCACAUAUUUUUGCAGCCAAGGCUUAUUAUGAAUAUAGCCCCUGCUGCUAGCCCGCAGCAAUCUGUUGGACAGAUUGACUGUGCCUGCGCACUUAUAAUGGGUGAAAUCCAUCCUCUUCUUCCUGUCCAAAGUAUCACUUAAGAAAAGUGGUCAUGCGAGCGUGCCCGCAUUGUGUGAUCACUUUAAGUUAGAUACAUGUUCAUGGAAAGGAGGAAAAACGUAAAAUCUCUUGUUAUCCAGCUCGUGGCUCUCAUGAAUUUAUUUCAGGUCAUUUUUUCCUGCUUGUCUAAAUUUGUUUGCACUGAGCUAUACUUUACAGUCUCAGUCUGUCUUUACCGUCUGUCUGUCUGGUGGGUUUUCUGAUGUGAGAGUCACUCUAAAUCUGCCUGUCCUCCCUAACCUGUGCGCUCUAAACCCCCCGAUUAUAAAUGUCGUUCAUGAACAUUAGCGAAUAAAAUCACAGCUCUGCUUGCUUCCCGAGCCACUUUGUUCCAGAUCAACUACUCAAAGCUGAUUUGUUCCCCCACAUACCCACCCACCACAUGAUUACAUACUUGCACACAUACACAGACAGAUGCACGUGAACACACAGCAGCAGCCGCGGCAGCAGCAGCACAGUGCUGGCUGGCUGGUAUUCCAGAUGAAAAUAAGUGAGUAUCUGCGUGUUCAUCUCUAAUCCCUGUUUAUGGCUGCAGUUUGUGUCCUGCUGCCCUCCCCCCUCCCGCUCUCAGUAUGUUACAGAUUCAGUGUGGCUCGCAUUCGAUUCAUUUCAAUCUCUGUGCCCUGAGAAAUACAGCCAGCUGUAUAAAGUGUAGCACAUAGCGUGCAAUGUGUAAAAGCUGCUGUCUUAAAGGGACAGUUCACCCCCAAAAUCAAAAAUACAUAUCUUUCCUUUUUCCUGUAGCACUAUUUAUCAAUCUAGAUUGUUAAGG
Epinephelus lanceolatus (giant grouper) is the source of this 4737-nucleotide messenger RNA. RefSeq names its product immunoglobulin superfamily, member 8 (gene igsf8). The record is from RefSeq and is a predicted model, not a curated record. Gene Ontology annotation, cellular component: membrane. Lineage: Eukaryota; Metazoa; Chordata; Actinopteri; Perciformes; Serranidae.